This is a messenger RNA of Colletotrichum acutatum, 652 nucleotides long. RefSeq lists its product as uncharacterized. Bases 102 to 527 code for a protein of 141 amino acids. The transcript is spliced from 2 exons. NCBI's taxonomy places the organism in Eukaryota, Fungi, Ascomycota, Sordariomycetes, Glomerellales, Glomerellaceae. The record is from RefSeq and is a predicted model, not a curated record.
CCUUGCCUCCUGCCUGCCCGCGCUGCACUUCACCUCAUCCGAAUCCAAUGGAACCCAGGGCCACCAAAGAUGGAUGAUUGCACUUGCAUUUGCCUGUCUGAAUGUCCCCUCUUUUCUCUCUUUCUCUCACCUACCUUACACACAGUUCACUUUUACUCCUCCAUGCUUGCUCAUGCAAAUCUCAUCCCCCUUCCCCUUCCCCCAUGCUCAACAUGGCAGGGAACAUGCGUACACUACGACCUUCCUCUCCAAAACUUUGCCCUGCCCUGCCUUACCUGCAACUAGGUAGUUCUGACCUUGCUCCUUCAUCUUGGCAGGGCAAUCACACAGCAUCACUAGAGCACUUCAAGCUGCGGAUGAAGUCACCACGACUGACGACCAGGGACAGCAAGGCAUCACGUCUCAUUGAAUGCGCCCCCCUUCCUCUCGCCCCUGCCAGCUUCGCUCCAGCUACCUGGCGUCGAGGGCCCAAAGAACAGGUCUUUGGAAGGACCAUUGCAACUAGUUUCCCGGACAUGCUUUCGUAGUUUCCACCUCGAGAGACCCUCGCCAUCGUAUCCGACCCAGCAUGUCGUUUCUCGGAGACUUGAACGAGAACCAGGAAUCAGAAUCAGAAUCACUGGGCCCAGCCCAAGCAGCUAUGAAUAAUCCC